This is a messenger RNA of Nicotiana tabacum (common tobacco), 947 nucleotides long. RefSeq names its product prefoldin subunit 3. Lineage: Eukaryota; Viridiplantae; Streptophyta; Magnoliopsida; Solanales; Solanaceae. The record is from RefSeq and is a predicted model, not a curated record. Gene Ontology annotation, molecular function: tubulin binding. Gene Ontology annotation, biological process: protein folding; tubulin complex assembly; microtubule-based process. Gene Ontology annotation, cellular component: cytoplasm; prefoldin complex.
CGAGCAAAAACAACUGAGAAAAAUCUCAGAAUAAUCAGAGUAAAUUAAUUACACAAACUGUAAACUAGCUUUGGACGGAGAUGGCGGAAGCAAUAACGGAGAGAAGGGGAAUACCGGCGGCGUCAUUUGUACAAGAUGUUCAGUCCUAUCUUACCCAGUCUGAUCUUGAUGUUAACUCUGCUCUUGCUUUUCUCCAAGAAAGACUUCAGCAGUACCGAGUGGUUGAAAUGAAACUUCUGGCACAGCAGAGGGACCUUCAGGCAAAGAUCCCCGACAUAGAGAAAUGCUUGGAUAUAGUUGCUACUUUGCAAGCUAAGAAGGGCAGCAGUGAGGCGCUAAUCGCUGAUUUUGAAGUGGCAGAAGGUAUUUAUUCCCGGGCUAAGAUUGAAGAUGCUGAAUCUGUGUGCUUAUGGCUAGGGGCAAAUGUUAUGCUGCAGUAUUCAUGUGAAGAGGCUACUGCCCUUCUUCAAACGAACUUGGAAAAUGCAAAAGCUAGUUUAGAAGUUCUUGUGGCUGAUCUACAAUUUCUGAGGGAUCAAGUGACAACAACUCAGGUCACAACUGCUCGUGUAUACAACUGGGAUGUACAUCAACGUCGACUUCGACAAGCUACUACUCCCAAAGAAUCAUGAGAAACACCUAUCUUUCAUUGAAAGAGGUGGUGGAUGCUGCUUCACAGAGUACGAUUCAGAUCUUUUUGGUUCAUCUUUGUAGGUUGAUUUUUGAAUUAUCCUUCCAAGAUCAUAUAUUGGUUUGGUUUUGCCAUCAUUAAUGGGUUCAAUCUUUCAAUUUGGCUCCUACAUGUAACAAACAGAUAUGCGAAUUUGCCAAAGAAACAAAAUGUGAGUUGGAUGCAUUCAUCGUGCUUUUGUGAGAUGAUUUACAAUGUAAUGUUCACUUUUUGUGAAGAUUGUUGAAUUAUGGGAUAACUAUGCAUUUGGUGCUAA